This is a messenger RNA of Xyrauchen texanus (razorback sucker), 2504 nucleotides long. RefSeq names its product transmembrane protein 59-like. NCBI's taxonomy places the organism in Eukaryota, Metazoa, Chordata, Actinopteri, Cypriniformes, Catostomidae. The transcript has 8 exons. Bases 1 to 846 code for a protein of 281 amino acids. The record is from RefSeq and is a predicted model, not a curated record.
AUGAAUGAUGGGACAGCGAAGGAGAACACGAGUGGGGAGGUGAUUGCCAAGAUCAAAUCAUGUCAGGAAGCCUAUAGUAAACUUCUGGAGCAGGAGGCCUGUAGCACUGGGUGUGCUAGCCAACCUGCUGAGCCGGAGAUCAAAAGGAGGAAGCUUAAGGCCUUGACCAACCGCCCCAAACCCAUCUCUGUGAUGGAUGCAGUGUCCAGCUGGUGCAGUGACAUCGUCAGUUCUGCCCAGAGCUUCAUUUCCUCCACCUGGACAUUCUACUUGCAGGCUGAUGAUGGGAAGGUAGUUGUGUUCCAGAGCCAGCCAGAGAUCGAGUACUCCUUGCCUGAAUUACAAGCCCCGCGCUCCAAUGUGGCUGACAAGCCCUGGCCCCAAGUCAACACCCACACACAGCGGCCACAUACGGGUGGGCGAUUACAUGGGGAGAGGAAUGCAGCAAAAACUGGGGUGAAAGGUAAGCAUGUCAGCCAACAUGCUGAGGAACCAGCUGCUGAGCACGACUUUCUGGGCUGCAUGUCAAGGCGCUCAGGACUGCCACGUUGGAUUUUAGCAGCGUGUCUUUUCCUGUCAAUCAUGGUCAUGUUGUGGCUGAGCUGUGCCAGUCUUGUCACAGCACCCGAGCAGCACGUCAAGACUCAGAAUAAAAGUCGGAUACAGAUGCAACUGUGGAACGACAUGAGACUAAGCAUCAAUGGAGAUAAAGAGUUCUUGGAUGACUCCCAGAAGUCCAAUCCCUACCAUUUGAUGCCAGUGCUUGCUAUGACGAUUGGCCAGUCUGAAAGCAAGGAGGCGGGGCCACUCCCGGUCAAGGUCGACCUCAGCAAAACAUCACUUUAAAAGCAAUGAGGAGGUUGAUACUUUUGAUGACUAGGGUUUAACUCAUCUCCAGAGCUAUUUCUCUCAAAUUUAAGGAGAAGUUGCUUAAUUUUUCUAAAUAAAAAAAAAAGCAUGACACCAUUUAUUAUUUUUGUUAAUGAUAUUAUUAUUAUUAUUAUUGGUUAUGUCCUGUCUGAAUCCUAGUCUCCUCUAGAAUUCUCAAACAUCAUGCAAUCAUAGUUUAGGUGCUUGUUCACAUAACGUACUAACUUAUGCAUUUUAUCUAUAAUCUAUACAUUUAAAAACACUAGUAACAUUUGAGCUCAUGAACAAGUUUCUUAUGGCUAUUGUGAUACAUUAUUAUCGAUUUUAUGAAAUACGCACUGUAGAAACACAUUGGGCUCUCUUAGAUAAAGCCACUUAGAAAAAUUUCAAAAGAAGAGUAGGAUCACUUGUCAAGGUUUGGGAGCUUUAUCUAGCGUUUACAUAAGACAGAACACAUACUGCGAUGAAAUUAAGGAUGAAUACUCCCCCUUAUUAAUUGGUGUCACACAAAGACUGAAAGAUUGCUUUUGAAGGUUGAUUUUCGGUGGAGUGAAAGGAGCAAUGGAAAACUCAAACGCAACCAAUUAGUGGCAGAUCUGGUUUCAUAACAGAUGCUUGAGACGACGUUUACAAAAUAUUCAAAUGAGGCGUAAAUAGGUCCUUUUGAACUGAUGUCAUCAACCUGACAAGGACUCUUAAUUACUUUUAAAAACAGUAAAUGCUGGUAGUUUAAAUAGUAAAAUUGGAAAUUAGCGUGUUUAAAGAUUGUGGGAUGUUUUACACUCUGACAGGAAUAGAGGGAGAUUUUAAUAUUGCAUAAUUAUGCAUCUAAACUUAACUAACUACACUACCGACAUUCAAAGCAUGUUGUAUAUUUAUUUAUAUAUUUAUUUAAUUCUCUAUUUAUUAACAGCUUAGCAUAUACACAGCAUAUAGCGACUGUAGUCUAUCAUCUCUAAUUUAGUUAGCUCAUCGAUUCUAAUGCUUCAUUGUGAAAUUUAUUUCCAUUAUAGGAAAGUUUCUGUUCAGACCGAAUGUGAAUUGUGCUUUUCUUUCUCCAUCUAUGCCCGAUUAUAGACAUUGUUUCAUUCUUUUGGGAAAACUGACCCCAAAAGUUAAUGUAAAGGUAGUGGGGGUGGAGUUAGAGCUGGUGUUUUAGAUGCGGUGGUGGGGUGGUUCCCUCCUGCCUAGUGCCAGGCUUUGACAAAUAUAUCUUUUGUAAUUAGACUGUAGAUUCAAGGUGCUUUCAUGGCACUAUUUGUCUUGUGCAACUAUUUUCCCCCUUUUAAGCCCAGCCACAGUGCAUGCAAGUACGCUAUGUAACAUUGAAUAUACUGUAUCGUCCGAUCUCUUUUUGGACUCAAAAUGCUGUACGCUUGUGAUCUUUGUAUUUUUGCUUAAUGUUCAGUAGACAUUGUAAUUAUGACCAUAGAUUAUUAAGAAAAGGUGAGGUAUACAUAAGCCAUUUAAUAUCAACUGGUUAAACAACAUCAUUACUGUAUGAAAUGCAAUGUAUGAGGUCAAUUAUAUCUUUUUUUCCCUUCUUUAAACAGUUUGUUGUAAGGUAAUCCAUAAUAUCGGAGGAAUAAAGUGUUUUCAUGUCCUAAUUAAUCUGGUGUGGGUGCAAUUCCUGU